Molecule: messenger RNA, 2361 nt
Organism: Paraglomus brasilianum
Lineage: Eukaryota; Fungi; Glomeromycota; Glomeromycetes; Paraglomerales; Paraglomeraceae
Source: the annotation of a GenBank genome assembly
AUGCCGAGUUCGGAUGACGACGUUCCCCUCGCUGCUCGCAAGAACAGAAAAGCGGCAACAAGGAAACAACCUUCGCGAGUCACUCCGAAAAAAGCAGCGACUAAAAACAAUAAAACUCAGACUAAAAGAAAGCGCGUAGAUUCGGACUCCGAGUUCGAGAUUAAAUCUUCGUCGGCCAAAGCAAACAGUAGCAAAACAAACGGUACAUCGAAGAAAGCCGGACCACUGCAGAAGAAAAAUAAGAAACGGAACAAUGAAAGCGAUGAUGACUUUGUUCCUAAUGGUAUAAAAGUCGAGAAAGACAUCGACGGCGAUGUUAUAAUGAAAGAUGUUAAGGUUAAGGGGAUCGAAAAAGAAGAAUCUGAAGAUGAUAUUCCUCUUGCUAAGCUAACAAUUUACAAGAAGAGAAAUUCAAAGGCAAGCUAUACGUAUUUAUGUAUAUCACCGAUAAUAAAAUGGUGGGAGCAGGAGAAUGCUGAGAAUGAUGGAUCAGCCAAAUGGCAGACUUUAGGACAUAACGGAGUGUACUUCCCGCCUGAGUAUCAACCUCAUGGAGUUAAAAUGAAAUAUAAAAAUAAGGAGAUAUACCUGACACCAGAAGCAGAAGAAGUUGCGACGUUCUAUGCCGCUAUGCUCGACACCGACUAUGUUAAAAAGGAAAAAUUUAGGGCAAAUUUCUUCCGAGACUGGUUGGCAGUCUUAAAAAAUUCAAAAGAGAACCCAAAGAUCGAAAGCUUGGAAAAAUGUGACUUCACUCCCAUAUAUGAAUAUCUUCAGAGAGAAAAGGAACGCAAAAAAUCCAUGUCUAAAGAGGAAAAGCAAUUACUCAAGCAAGAGAAAUUGGCGCUUGAAGAGAAAUAUGGUUAUUGUAAACUUGAUGGUCGUACAGAAAAAGUGGGGAACUUUAGAAUCGAACCUCCAAAUCUAUUCAGAGGUCGGGGGGACCACCCAAAGAGCGGGAGUCUAAAGAAAAGAGUUUUGCCUGAAGAGGUUACUAUUAAUAUCGGUAAAAACUCACGGAUUCCUCCACCGCCUCCUGGACAUGCAUGGGGUAAUGUUGUCCAUGACAAUACUGUUACUUGGCUAGCUACUUGGAAAGAAAACGUCAAUGAAUCUGUGAAAUACGUAUUUUUGGCUGCCACUAGUUCGCUUAAAGGUCAAAGUGACUUGAAGAAGUUUGAGAAGGCGCGUGAGCUCAAGAAAUAUGUCAGUAAAAUACGAUCAGACUAUAAGCGUGAUCUCAAAGACAAAUAUAUGGCUAUUCGCCAACGUGCUACUGCUAUGUAUCUCAUCGAUCGGUUUGCUCUUAGAGCAGGAAAUGAGAAGAACGAUGCAAAGGAAGCAGAUACUGUUGGUUGUUGUUCUUUACGCUGCGAACAUGUGACUCUUGAACCACCGAAGGCAGUUAUCUUCGACUUUUUGGGUAAAGACUCUAUUAGAUAUUAUAACAAAGUCGAAGUUGAAGAUCAAGUUUUUAAGAAUCUUCGAUUAUUUACUCGAUCGCCAAAGGAGCCAAAACAUCCCCUGUUCGAUCGAUUGAAUACUUCGCUCUUGAACAAGCAUCUUCAGACAUAUAUGGAUGGGCUUACAGCCAAAGUCUUCCGUACAUACAAUGCUUCCUAUGUGUUCCAGAAGGAGUUGGAUGCAAACACACCGAUUGAUGGAUCCAUUCAUGACAAGAUUUUGGCAUACAAUCGAGCUAAUCGGCAGGUGGCUGUUCUUUGUAACCAUCAGCGAAGUGUCAGUAAAGCACACGAGAAUCAAAUGGGUAGAAUAAAAGAUAAAAUACGGGCUUUGAAAUACCAGAAGAUGAAGUUGAAGAAAACUAUCCUAACAAUAGAUCCCAAACAGAAGAAGAAACGUCCUGAUUUAUUACAAGAUGAAUCAGAUUUAGAGGAAGAUUGGAUAAUUGAAUACGAGAAACAAUUAAUCGAGAAAGAGCGAGAGAAAGUACGAACUAAAUUUGAAAAAGAUAACGAGAAACUCAUCGCUGAUGGCAAGAAACCGCGAUCAGAUAAAGAACUCGAUUCACUUCUUAAAGAAGUUGGCGAGAAGGCCAAGCAGCUUUCAAAAGAGCGAAAGACUGGCAAGGUGGAACCAAAACGAGGACAAACCCUCGAAAAGUUGGAAGCAAACAUUGUAAAAUUAGAUGAGAGGAUCAAUGCAGCAAAGAUUGCGAUGGUUGAUAAGGAUGAGAACAAGGAGACAGCGUUGAGCACAUCAAAGAUUAAUUAUAUUGAUCCUCGUAUUUCGGCUGCAUGGUGCUACAAACACAAAGUGCCAAUUGAUAAAAUCUUUAACAAGAGUUUAAGAGAGAAGUUUAAGUGGGCGAUGGAUAUUAGUCCGGAUUGGGAGUUCUAA